Molecule: messenger RNA, 1725 nt
Organism: Blepharisma stoltei
Lineage: Eukaryota; Ciliophora; Heterotrichea; Heterotrichida; Blepharismidae
Source: the annotation of a GenBank genome assembly
AUGGACUUUGAUGCAGAUCAAGAAGAUGUAUUUAUAGGCGGUGACGAAGAAGAAGCCGGCCAAAGAGAUUUCACCCCCCAAAAAGAUGAAGUUAUUUUCUUAGUUGACUGCAACCCUACUAUGUUUGCAAAAAACCAAGAAGGGCAGUCUCCAUUUUACAUGGUCAUGGACGCGGCAUACAGCUACUUCAAAGACAAAAUCCUUGCUUCUGAGUCUGACAACUUGGCUUUAAUAUUUUACAAUACCGGCCACUCCAAAAACCAUAUGGACUUCAAAGGGCUUUAUGUGUUUCAAGAGCUCGGACCUCCAGAUGCUCCCAGAAUCAAAGCCCUCCAACAGCUUCGGACUAAUGAAGACUACAAGUUUGGGCAUUCAGACGCUUUACUUGUAGAAGCUUUAUGGCUCUGCCACGACCUUCUAACCCAAAAACAUAUGACUGCAUCCCGGCGCAUAUUCUUGUUCACUAACCAAGACAGGCCUAAUCAAAACAAGCCCAAUGAUAUGCAAAGAGCCCUUCAAAGGGCAAAAGAUUUGGCUGAACAAGAUAUCAUGCUUGAGCUGUUCCCAUUCAACCAGGGAGCUCACAAGUUUGACUUUGAAGCCUUUUUUGCUGGGGCAAUUGCACUGGAAGAAGAUGAAGCUAAAGAGCCGAUUCUUGGAGCAGAAAAAUUAGAAGACUUAAUAGCAGUUAUGCAUAAAAAAGAAUACAAAAAAAGAACACUUGGGACACUUAAUUUCAUGCUGUCUCCAACAAUGAAGGUAGCAGUCAAUUAUUAUUGUAUGUUUAGAGCGACUAAAAAGCCAAGUCCAGUGAAGCUGCAUGCAAAAGAUAAUAAAAAACUGAAAACUAUUACAACUUGGGUUUGUGAAGAAACAGGAAAACAGCUUUGGGACCAUGAGCUUGGAUUUCAUUAUGAAUUAGGAGGAAUCAAAAUACCAUUUACAAAAGAAGAAGUCAAGCAGAUUAAGGACUUCGAUACUCCAGGACUGAAACUUAUGGGAUUUAAAAGCAGAAAUAAGAUAAAAGCUUAUAUGAAUGUAAGGCCAAGUUAUUUUAUUUAUCCUGAAGAUAAUAGGAUUAGAGGAUCAUCACAAGUUAUAAACUCUUUGAUAAAUGCAAUGAUAAAGCUUAAUAAAGUUGGCAUGGUGAGGAUAAUUCCGAGGCAGGGCGCUUUGGUCCGAUUUGGAGCUUUAUUACCCAGUUUAGAACCUCCAGGCUUCAAUCUUGUAUUUUUACCUUUUGCAGAUGAUAUGAGAAAUCCAGAAAAUAUCAAAGGGCCAGGCCAAGCUAAUCUUGCUCCUGACGAUCUUGUGAAAUCAGCAGCAAACAUGAUCCAGCAUAUCCAAAUUGCUGAAUAUAAUAUCCACAACUACUUUAACCCAACAAUUCAGCACUUUUACACCCGUCUUGAAGCUUUAGCAUUAGAUGCCCCAGAGCCACAGCCAAUAAUUGAUGCCUUAGAGCCUGACGAAGAAGGUAUCCAAAAAAACAGACAAUUCAUUGAAGGAUUCUUUGACCAUGCCCCUGAAGGAAACAGAAAAAGACAACGUGAGCCAGCUUCAGCCCCAGCUAAAAAGGUCAAAAACGACUCAGGAAAAAGCCAAUAUUCUGAAGCAGAGCUCAAAAAAAUGAAAGUCAAUGAGCUUAAAGAUAUAUGUGAUAGCUUAGGUUUGCCUAAAACAGGAAGAAAAGAUGAACUUAUUGAAAGAAUUUUAAGCAAGUAA